CUCCGAUCCAAAUACUCAGGAAGGAAUACACCACUAUUCCCCCGCUCGCUCCCUCGCUCGCUCAUCCCCUGUUUCUGUUUCUUCUUCAAGGCUCCUCCUCCGCUUCUGUUGAUCAUCUCUCUCGCUGCUGCUGCUGCUCCAUUACUGCUCCUGCUUCUGCCACCACGAUCUGCAUCGCUCUUUUUCUCUCGUCACCAUGGCGGGAGUUCAUACUGUGCGAGUGAGUAAUGUGUCGCUUAAAGCGAAUGAGCACGACAUUCAGGAUUUCUUUUCUUUCUCCGGGGAGAUCGAGCACAUCAGGCUUCUCUCGGAUGGUGAAUUGUCGCAGAUAGCCUUUGUCACAUUCAAGGAAGCCCAGGCUCUAGAAACAGCCCUUCUUCUCUCUGGAGCCACUGUUGUGGAUAAAGCAGUGACUAUUGCUCCCGCAGAUGAGUCGGAGAGACUUGCAACAAGUGUAGACAACGUUUCUCUAGAUUCUACGAGCACCGACAAGCCUUCAGAUGCUAGCGCUCCCAAGCCUGUCACAAAGAGUGCUCAGGAAGCCUUCCAAAGUAUGCUGGAGAAGGGCUACAUUCUAGGAAACAAUACCAUGUCGAAGGCCAAAGCUUUUGAUGAGAAGCACCAACUGACCGCCAACGCAUCCCAAUUAGCAGAGAAUGCCAAAGCUAACGCGUCCCAAUUAGCUGAGAAUGCCAAAGCCAACGCGUCUCAAUUAGCUGCUAACGCUAAGGCCAACGUUGUGAACAUAGACAACAAAAUUGGUAUCUCCCAAAAGUUGAGUGCUGGUACCGCGGCAAUCAACCAACAGGUAAAGGCGGUGGAUGAGAAGUACCAUGUCUCAGAAAAGACUCGAACAGCUCUCCAGGCCACAGAACAGAAGCUCAACGCCGCAGGCUCAGCCAUCGCUAAGAACAAGUACAUUCUCACAGGCACAACAUGGGUAGUAGGUGCAUACGCCAAGGUUGCCAAAACUGCCGAGGAAGUGGGCCAGAAAACAUUGGAGAGAGUCGCCACUUUGAGUGGUGACCAGAAGGGGGCAAGCUCACCAAGUAACGCUUCUGAAGGCUUUGGUCCACCCCCUCCAUACCCAGGUUCGGAUGAGUCAACCUUAAAAUCAACUUCUCCUCCAACUGACGAUCAACCACAACCCAAACCUUCAGUUACUCAGUGAGAUGGAGAGUUUUCUCUGCAAUGAGAACUCAAGUCAUUUCAAUGGUUCGGUGGAACUGAUCACCUACCUAGCUUAGAGAAGUCCACGUUGUUAAUGCAAUGUAGAACAGGAUGUGAGGUCUCAUGUACUUAUAUCUGCAGACUAGGAGCUGGGGACCCUCGUGUUCACCGCUUCAGGUGCGGUGUGGUAAGAAAAGACAUUGUGAAGACGAUUUCCUGUAGUACAUGUCUUUGUGGGGUGCACUAUUUUCAUUCAGGUAAAUUGUACCCAAGGGCAGAUCAGAAUAGGAGUGAAGCAUGUAGAACGUUAUCUGGGAUUAGUUAUUUGACGCUAGGACGUAAAUGUAGACAUCUGAUUCCCUUCUACAUUAUCAAUGAAUGUCUAUGGAAGUUGAUGUACUGGUAAA
Molecule: messenger RNA, 1577 nt
Organism: Physcomitrium patens
Lineage: Eukaryota; Viridiplantae; Streptophyta; Bryopsida; Funariales; Funariaceae
Product: binding partner of ACD11 1
Molecular function (GO): RNA binding
Source: RefSeq, a predicted model, not a curated record